AUGAUUGCAUGUCCGGCUUCACGGAUGCAUGUUAACCCAGGCGACUACAACUUGCUGGGUCCCAGCCGACACAUCCUGUCUGCGUGGCUACCUGCCUGCAUGGCGGGCGUGUCUGAAGCGAUGCACAGCACAAGGACCACAGUGGCGGCGGGCACGACGCGCCGCUUGAUCAUCGAGCCGCCGCGCGGACGCCGCAAUGCACGAUGCUCUGAAGGGCCUAAAGCCACCCUCGGACAGGCCCUGAACCCCCUAUGCACCCUGCAGCCGCCCAAAGAAGCCCAGAACUCCAUGCUUCAGCUUCGGCGAAGCAACGAAGGCUGGCAGAGGGCUCCUUGUCGCAAGUUCACGCUGCCCUAG
Molecule: messenger RNA, 357 nt
Organism: Symbiodinium natans
Lineage: Eukaryota; Dinophyceae; Suessiales; Symbiodiniaceae
Source: the annotation of a GenBank genome assembly